GCAUUGAUUCUAGAAGAGUAGUUUCAUCUAUUACAGAAAUUUGAUUCGAUCCUCCACUUCUUGAUACUAAUCCCCAUUGCACUGAUUCUAGAAGCGUAAUCGGCGUUUCCAUUCUCGACGCUGAUAUCCAUUCCAUCGAUUCUCAAAAUACAAGAUGUCCGUUCCUUCCCAGAUGAAGUGCCUGGUCAAGGAGACGGAGAAGGAAGGAUACGACUUGGUAACCCGACCUGUGCCCAAGGCUGGCCCUGGUGACGUCAUCAUCAAGAUCGAUAAGGUAUCAAUUUGCGGGUCUGAUAUCAACCUCUGGAAAUGGAAUGAUGUUGCAAAGGUCAUUGCAACAAUUCCCUUUAUACCAGGGCACGAGGCGACGGGCGUCGUGGCUGCAGCCGGCGAGGGAGUCACGGAGCUGCGCGCCGGGCAGCGCGUGGCGGUGGAAAACCACUUCUACUGCGGCUCCUGUUACCUGUGCAAGGAAGCGCGCGGCGACAUCUGCCAACGCAUGGACCAGUACGGACACGGCCGAGGAACCGACCAGGGAGGCUGCUGCCAGUUCUCCCGCGUCCCUGCUCGCUUCUGCUACGCCCUCACGCGCGACCUGACCCCUGACCAGGCCGUCCUCCUCGAGCCGAUGGGAGUUGCCCACAACGCCGUUGACAGCAUCGACGUGAAGGGCGAGGACGUGCUGGUGCUCGGCUGCGGCCCCGUCGGCCUCUUCGCGGUCGCCGUGGCCAGGGCGCUCGGUGCCCGGGCAGUGUAUGGCGUGGACGUCUCGCCCGCGCGCCUCGAGCUGGCCAAGCAGAUGGGUGCCACUCGCGUCAUCAAUAGUGCCAAGGAGGACAUCAUGUCGACCCUCAUGUCCCUGACCGACAACAAUGGCGUCGGCCGCAUCGUCGAGGCCAGCGGCGCCGCCACGCUCCUCAACCAGUCUUUCUCUUGGCUAAGGAAGGGAGGACAGAUGGUGCUGAUAGGUAUACCUAAGGGGCCUCUACAUGUGGAGAAUGUUCUAACAGAUGUCGUCUUUAAAUCAUUGACUCUCAAGACUGUUCAUGGGCGAAGGAUCUUCCACACCUGGCAAGAAUGUGAGAGGCUCCUGGCUGAUGGUCUAGUGGAUGCAGCCCCUGUGAUUUCCCAUCGCCUCCCUAUGAGCCAAUUUGAACAUGCAUUUCAUGAACUCAUUAACGGUGCUGCAUGUAAGAUCAUCCUCGAUCCUCAAAACUGAUAAUUCAGGCAUUUACUAAAUAAAGAAUACACACAAAAAUUACAAUGAUAUUACUAUAGACCAAUACCUCCACUUUCUGGCUCUGAACCUUUGUCCUCUAUCUGACUGAUUGUCCAUAAGAAGUAUGUAACUCUAACAUUUAUUAUUUUACCAUAGAGGUUCACUCCUAUAACAUGAAGAAUACAUAAAUAAAUUACCCUGGUUGUUGUUACUCUGUAUCACUACUCAAAAUCUGGAGAUCUAUGAUUUUAGUUCUUGAUAAGAUAAUGAUUAAAGAUGGGGAGGGGAUUUAAAGAGUUAAUGUCCAAUGAAGUAUCACCUGUAUUAAAAAAAUAGAAUGCCAGUUUACAUAAUUUUUCGGUACAUGAUGAUAGUGACACACUCCUUCCAAUAUGUUCUAACAAUAUCAAGUCCAUAAUCUAAAGGCUAGUUUGGUGAGCAACAUAAAGUUUGAUUUUGAGAACACAAAGUGAAUUCUCUUUAACAAUGCAACUUUUUUUUUAACUUACCUGGAAAAACAUAGCAACACAUAUUGGCAUGUAUCACUAACUGCAUUAUUGUAAGUUACUUUUAAUGAAUAAAUGGACUGAGUGAU
Messenger RNA from Penaeus vannamei (Pacific white shrimp), 1814 nucleotides. RefSeq names its product L-threonine 3-dehydrogenase-like. NCBI's taxonomy places the organism in Eukaryota, Metazoa, Arthropoda, Malacostraca, Decapoda, Penaeidae. The record is from RefSeq and is a predicted model, not a curated record. Gene Ontology annotation, molecular function: zinc ion binding; oxidoreductase activity.